Molecule: messenger RNA, 252 nt
Organism: Acanthoscelides obtectus
Lineage: Eukaryota; Metazoa; Arthropoda; Insecta; Coleoptera; Chrysomelidae
Source: the annotation of a GenBank genome assembly
UCCGUAGGUGGUAGACGGUCUCUGACUGUCGAACGCAGAGGUACCACCCGGCGGAUCUCGUACGCGGAGCCAGAUUGUGUGCAUGUUGCAUGCACACGUGUUCCCUCGCCAGAGUCCGUGUGGCGUUCCCCCUUUCCCAUGUAUCCCCCUAUAGCCCCACGGUACCCAAUGGGGGCUUAGGCCUUAGGCCUUCGUGGUGGUUUUAGUAUAAAAAAAAUCCUCGAACGUCACAGCUUGAUUAGCGACAGGCAG